Diprion similis is the source of this 929-nucleotide messenger RNA. Its product is annotated as ARL14 effector protein-like. The record is from RefSeq and is a predicted model, not a curated record. Gene Ontology annotation, cellular component: intracellular membrane-bounded organelle. The coding region runs from base 195 to 584 and encodes 129 amino acids. The transcript is spliced from 3 exons. Lineage: Eukaryota; Metazoa; Arthropoda; Insecta; Hymenoptera; Diprionidae.
UGCACGCAGCGAGUGUCGUCGUGUACGAAUCACAGAAGUCGCCACUGUCGCUGUUGUGUACGGGCUGUCGACGGACGUGAUCAUCUGCCUGGAAAAGUCUCGAAAAUUGUGUCCUCAGUCGUUAUUAUCAACUAGAUAGUUCGUUUCGCUUGAGCUUAUUUACAUCACCACCGCAAACGGAGUCUCGAACAAAGAUGAGCGGUGAACGGCCCAUGUCAGCAUACAUGGAGAGAAGAACUCGAUCGGCUAAAAAGGCUGCGCUUUCCCUGGAGAACGGUGUCCAAUCAUUUUUAAAAUAUUUCGACCCCGAGAGAAGUGAACGGGAAAAACGCAAACUUAACCGGCGACUCUAUCCCGGAGCUAAGAAACACGUCCUGUACGACGAAAAAGGAAUCUUUUUCCAAACUGGGGAAGAUCUAUGCGACUGUUUGGAACGCAGUUGCCUUGGAUGUCACUUCCCGUGUCCUAAAUGUAAAUCGACGAAGUGUGGACACGAGUGCAGGUCAAACAGAAAAUGGGCUUACGAGUCGAUUGAAAACGAAGGAAGCGAUAUCGUCAUCAGCAAUCCAGUUUUGAAAGAUUGACUUAUUCAACACCGCAAUCUGGCAUAAGGCCAACGUACACACGAUAUUCUCAAAUACUUUUUCGUUCGCAACAAUUUAUCAUUUCUGACCCGUUCGUCAAUUUUAUUUAAUUCUUCAUUUCCUUCUGCGUCGCGAGUUUUCAUUUUUUUUCGUCAUAAAUGGUUCUUCGAUGCUUGUGAAUAAUUUUUUUUACAGUCUGCAAUCACUAUACCGUAGCAAAUAUGUACCGUUCAAUGGUUCCGUGUAACUCGUAUCGACAGGUAUGUGAAGCAGCCGAUGAUUGGUUUUGAUGGCAAGAUAAUUGAAGAAAUUGUGUUUGUUUUAACCGCGAUCAAAACAAUUGUA